CUUACCCUCACUACUUCCUUUCAUUUGCGUAUUGCUGGUAUCGCUUAUUGCUGCCCUGUUACAUUCACUAUUUAUUUCAUAAAAAUUAUUCAAAAAAGUUAAUUGUUCAUUAUCGACAUUAAUUAUCAUCUCUUUGGUGAUUUUAUUUGAUUGUGUCAAAAAAAUUAUUACAACCAUCCAAGGUUACAUUAAACGGCAACUGCCGCUGCGUUCUUUUAUAUAGAGUGUUUGUUUGUGUGCAGGACCAACGUCACGAUGUCAGGUAUAGCGAGUGCCCGACUUGCGGAAGAGCGAAAAGCUUGGAGGAAAGACCAUCCAUUCGGCUUUGUAGCACGACCAACUAAAAAUGCAGAUGGUACACUUAAUUUGAUGAGCUGGGAAUGUGCUAUUCCUGGUAAAAAAUCGACUCCCUGGGAAGGCGGUCUAUACAAAUUGAGAAUGAUAUUCAAAGAUGACUAUCCAUCAAGCCCGCCAAAAUGCAAAUUCGAGCCUCCACUCUUCCAUCCAAAUGUUUAUCCUUCAGGAACAGUCUGUCUUUCAUUACUGGACGAAGAAAAAGAUUGGCGACCGGCAAUCACUAUCAAGCAAAUUCUCUUAGGUAUUCAAGAUUUGCUGAACGAGCCAAAUGUCAAAGAUCCAGCUCAAGCAGAAGCUUAUACUAUUUAUUGUCAAAACCGUUUGGAAUACGAAAAACGGGUCAGAGCACAAGCCAGAGCAAUGGCACCACAAGAAGCACAACUUUAAAAAAAAAUAAUUUAUUUUUACCAUCUCUCUGCUGCAAUCAUUAUUAAGAAAAAAAUGAAUGCGUACACAGGAUAAAAAUAAAAAGUACAGACCUACAGACAUUUUAAUAAUUAUUUAUAAUAACAUACAAAUGAUCUGUAAACAAAAACGUUUAAAUUUAUUGUGUUUAGUCCAUUAAAAAUUUAAAACUAAACUAUUGGAUAAAUAUUCACUGCACUUACACGUAAUGUAAGUUACUUUUUUUUUUUUUUUCUUUUCUUUGUUUUAUCAUUCCAUGUAAAAGAAUAAUUUUCAUACUUUUCUAAAUAUUUAUAUGUAUAAAAAGUAAUUUUUUUAUUUAUCCUUAUAAUUUAUAAAUUUACUACAUCAGUGGCGUAAUGUAUCCACGCUGUGAGUUUGUUGUUUGUAACUUCAAUGCAAUGUAUUCAAAUAAUACAUUGCGGUAAUUAAAAAAAAAAAGAUCUGCAACUUGAAUGUGCGUACAAACAACAACAGAAAAUUAAAAUCUUAUAUGAUAAUCUUAUCUUAUAAUAUAAAUUAUAUAUCUUUAUAAAAA
This is a messenger RNA of Microplitis mediator, 1300 nucleotides long. It is a transcript of the gene lwr, whose product is annotated as SUMO-conjugating enzyme UBC9-B. Gene Ontology annotation, cellular component: nucleus. Gene Ontology annotation, molecular function: SUMO conjugating enzyme activity. The record is from RefSeq and is a predicted model, not a curated record. The coding region runs from base 256 to 744 and encodes 162 amino acids. The transcript has 6 exons. NCBI's taxonomy places the organism in Eukaryota, Metazoa, Arthropoda, Insecta, Hymenoptera, Braconidae. Gene Ontology annotation, biological process: protein sumoylation.